GGGAUGGUGCCGGUGCUGCCGGGGCUCUACGUGGGCGGCGCGGAGUCGUGCUCGUCCCCGGAGUCUCUGGCGGCGGCGGGGGUGGUGGCGGUGCUGACGGUGGACGCGGAGGAGCCGCCGGCGGUGCCGGGGGUGCGGGCCCUCUACGUCCGGGCGCGGGACGAGCCCGGCGCCGACCUGCUGAGCCGCCUGGACGACUGCGCCGCCUUCAUCGGCGCGGCGCGGGCGGGCGGCGGCGCCGUCCUUGUCCGCUGCCAGGCCGGGGUGAGCCGCAGCGUGGCCGUGGUGACCGCCUACCUCAUGAAGACCCGGGGACUGCGCUGCGAGGAGGCCUACGCCGCCGUCAGGGCCGCCAAACCCGACGCCGAGGUGAACCCGGGUUUCCAGGGGCAGCUGAAGCUCUACGAGGCCAUGGGCUGCGCCGUGGACAGCAGCAGCGCCCUCUACAAGCGGUACCGGCUGCAGAUGCUCACGGAGAGGUACCCCGAGCUUCAAGACUUGCCCCGAGAAGUCUUUGCUGUUGAUCCAACUGAUGUACAUCAAACUCCGAACACAGAGGUUCUCUACAGGUGCAGGAAAUGCAGGCGCGCUCUGUUCCGUAGUUCCAGCGUUUUGUCCCACGCGGAAGGAAGCGGAGCAACAGCCUUUGCCCGCAAGAGGAUAACGGACUCCGCUCAGCUUUGCGGCGAUGGCCGUGAAAAGUGUACCUCCUACUUCACCGAGCCCGUGCAGUGGAUGGAGCCAGCGCUGCUCGGAGUAAUGGAAGGACAGCUUCUGUGUCCCAAAUGCAAGUGGAAGCUGGGCUCCUUCAGCUGGCGGGGGGAGCAGUGUUCCUGCGGCCGCUGGGUGACGCCUGCCUUCCAGAUCCACAAAAGCCGAGUGGAUGAAGCCAGGAUGCUGCCAGCUGGUGACUUCCAAGCCACCAAAACCUGAACCUGUCCCUUCCCUCGCUGGGUUUCUUAACGUCCACAGAGAACUGCUGGCUAGUCGGUGGUUGCCAGGAGCGAGCUUAGGACUUCCACCCCUUUGUAACACGGUGGAAUUACUUGAUUCGAGCUUGCUGUAUCUCCAAUAUAUAUAAAAUAGCAAAUGCUUCCUUCAAAGAGGGUUAUACAGCGGUCAAAUAUGUACAAAAGUGCCCAAAUGUGAGGUUUUCAGUAUAUUCUCACUUCAUCCAUUGGUAUUUACAGAAGGUGUCAACUCCUUAUUGAAAAGGAAUGCUAACACGUUACUUUCGGGCUGUGGCCAGCAGCGCUGCUUACCUUCCGCUCCAGGCCUUCAAAUAUUUUAAGGCUUACCAAAGUUCCAUAAAAUGGUACAAUCACAAUUGUUGCAUUAGCAUGCGUGGCAGCUAAAGGCAAGUUCAUGCUUAUACUUGUAUUACAAUAAAAGUAGUCCUAAAAAAUCUCUACCCCAAGAAUAUCGACUACACUGUAACUCUUCUGUUCACAUAGUACCUGAGGAGAUGAUGCAAGCUGUACUGGAAUGGGAGAACGGAGGUAAAGUGUUCCUGCCACACUGCUGCUUACAAGUUUAAAGGGAGCCCUAAAAUGAAGUAAGAUUUUAAGGAAGCACAGCAUGCUGCAUUUGGUUUGACAGA
Molecule: messenger RNA, 1600 nt
Organism: Gavia stellata (red-throated loon)
Lineage: Eukaryota; Metazoa; Chordata; Aves; Gaviiformes; Gaviidae
Gene: DUSP12
Product: dual specificity phosphatase 12
Exons: 6
Coding region: 4-933 (309 amino acids)
Biological process (GO): protein dephosphorylation
Cellular component (GO): nucleus
Molecular function (GO): protein tyrosine/serine/threonine phosphatase activity
Source: RefSeq, a predicted model, not a curated record